This is a messenger RNA of Symbiodinium necroappetens, 2055 nucleotides long. The record is from the annotation of a GenBank genome assembly. NCBI's taxonomy places the organism in Eukaryota, Dinophyceae, Suessiales, Symbiodiniaceae.
AUGCGGCUCAAAAGAGCAGGCUUCUGUCAAGUUUUGCCCCGACUCAUCCUGGAGACGCGCUUAAGUGGACAUGGCGGCGAAGCUGCUCCGGCCUUUGCAUCUCAUCCCGAAGUCAGCUGGAAUCCAGCACACCGAGGCUACUGCGUGCAGGGUGCUAUCGAGUCGGUGGCCUCGGUGCAACUGCUGUCUAUUUUCAUUCAUGUGAUGGUGUGGCCAUACGUGGGAGUUCAAGAAGAUUGCGGUUGCCUGCGCAAUUGGCUUGCAGGGAAGGACGGACGGACGCCUGAAGGGAAGCAAGCAGGCGCGAAAUCUGAUCUCCUUUGCAUGAAAGAAUUCCAGACCGACCGCUACACUGUGAAGCUGGUUUUCAUCCCGAUCAACAACAUCAUUGCCUGCGUCCCAGACAGAAAGGGUUGGCAGCGAUUUCGCUUUGAAAGCUUGGCUCGCAUACUGAAUUGGACUUGCCAGGACCUCUGGAAAGACAUGACAUGGAAUGAAGUGGACAAACUGACAGGUAACGUACAGGGCGAGUGGAACGAGUGGAACGACUGGAACAGCGGAACAAGCGCAACGGUCGGAGCACCUUCGCCGCGCACGGCAGCAUCUUGGCGGAGGAUGGAUCCGGGUGCCGGAAGGUUCUGGCCGCACGUGCCAGGCUAUGAGUCGGAUGACGAUAAUGGCCAUGAAGACUCCGAGGCCCAUAUCGCUGCUCAAGCUCGGGAAAGUCUUCGCGAAGUUGUCAAACACUUGGGUUCCGAGUGGGAGGAGCUGGGAGUCCUCCACUUCAAAGCGCCGCAGGCGAAGCUCAAGAAGGAGUCCAUCAAUAAAAUCUGCUCCUCCUUGCUUACGCCAUCCUUCCGAAUUGAGCACACGGAGGCUCCUGUCGUUAGAGAUACCCUCCUGACCAACGGCAUGACGCAGACAACUGGCCGGGACUGGCUCGUCCAAUGGUCCGGCCCGGGCCUCCGCGACUCUGCCUACCAGGACAUGAACGAAUUCCAGCGCGUCAACCAUUUUCCUGGGUCCACCGAGCUGACUCGCAAGGACCGCUUGUGGAUGAAUUUUAGAGACAUGGCACAAACAUUCGGUGAUGCUUUCGACUUCGUACCGGAGACUUUUGUGCUUCCUGGCCAGAUGCAGGAGUUCUUGGACUGCUACCAAAAGAAGGGCGGUCUGUGGAUCGUGAAGCCGAAUGCAUCUUCCAGAGGUCGUGGAAUCUUUGUCUUGCGUGAUGUGGCAGAUCUCCCAGUGGAUGAGAUGCUCUGCCCUCGGUGUUUGCCAAGUGUUUUGCAGCACCCGGUAAGCGACAGCAGCGUGCAGGCGGCCUUGAUUCUCGAGAGCAAGUCUGCCAUGCUGCGUAUUUGGGCACCUGUUGCGCUAGUCCUGGGCUUUGCCGGCAUUGGCCACAUCGCGGUGGCGCUGUCCUUUCUCGGAAACCCCUUCCGAAGCCCAGGCUCGCCGUCUGCGCCCACACCGGUGGCCAAGGACGAUCCAGGCAGUGUCCAGGAGUUUGCAUCAGCAGAUCGGCAAGAACUUCUAGCCGAGAUGGAGAGGCAGUGGGCCGUUCUGCACGACCGUCUGCAGGCUGGCAUUUACCCUGCCGUCAUCAACGAUCCGUAUUUCACCAUAGACAUUCAAGGGCUUCUCCGUAGAUAUCUCGUGGCCGCGCAGUUCGACGCCAAGGAAGCUAUCGUGCGGUUGGAGGCCACUGCCAUUUGGCGUCGCGAUUGGAACGUCCUUGACUACUACAGGACAGGUGCUGCUGCAGAGCUUUUCUCCGAAAGCACAAACCCUGGUGCAGAGAUGUAUUUUGCAGACUCCCUGAUGGAGGACCGGGACGGCCGCCCGUACGCCGCUGGUCGCCUGCGCUUCGCCAACGCGGAGAACAUGCAUCCGUGGCAUCACCUGCGAGCAGGAGUCUUCGUUUUCGAGCUUAUGGCGGCCAAGGUUGCGAAGAAGGGCCGUGGCCCUGGCGCCUACAUCUUGGACAUCGGAAGUAUAGGACGAGCUGGGAAUGUCAGCGGAACGGCCGGGCUGGAGAAAACCUACAACGAG